GCCAUAGCUGCCAUUUUAGGGAAGUCUUGCGCCGCGGCCUUCUUUUUUGAGGUGGCCUUCGUGGCAUUCGUCGAUCUCAGACGACGGUAAAAAGCCAUCUGGCUGACCGCUUUUCUUCCUCUGGUUUCGAGAGAGCGGUCGUUCCACGCUCGGGGCCUGAGGCGAGGGCGGCAGGGAGCCUUUGUAGACCGGAGCCCGCGGCUGGUCACAGCGUCGGCUGGAAGGAUGGGCCGGUCUCGGAGUCGGAGUUCGUCCCGCUCUAAACACACCAAGAGCAGCAAACACAACAAGAAGCGGAGCCGCUCGCGCUCCCGAGACAAGGAACGGAUCCGGAAGCGUUCCAAAUCCCGGGAAAGUAAACGGAACCGGCGGCGGGAGUCGCGGUCCCGCUCGCGCUCCACCAACACGGCCGUGUCUCGGCGCGAGCGGGAGCGGGAGCGCGCGUCGUCGCCGCCCGACCGCAUCGACAUCUUCGGGCGCACGGUGAGCAAGCGGAGCAGUCUGGACGAGAAGCAGAAACGAGAGGAGGAGGAGAAGAAAGCAGAGUUUGAGCGGCAGCGGAAAAUUCGGCAGCAGGAAAUAGAAGAAAAACUCAUCGAGGAAGAGACAGCACGAAGAGUGGAAGAAUUGGUGGCUAAGAGGGUGGAGGAAGAACUAGAGAAAAGAAAGGAUGAAAUUGAGCGAGAAGUUCUCCGAAGGGUUGAGGAAGCAAAGCGCAUCAUGGAAAAGCAGUUGCUCGAAGAACUCGAGCGACAGAGACAAGCUGAGCUUGCAGCACAAAAAGCUAGAGAGGAGGAAGAACGUGCAAAACGUGAGGAGCUAGAGCGAAUACUGGAAGAGAAUAACCGAAAAAUUGCAGAAGCACAAGCCAAACUGGCUGAAGAACAGUUGAGAAUUGUUGAAGAACAAAGAAAGAUUCAUGAGGAAAGGAUGAAACUAGAACAAGAGCGACAACGUCAACAAAAGGAAGAACAAAAAAUUAUCCUGGGCAAGGGGAAGUCCAGGCCAAAACUGUCCUUCUCAUUGAAAACCCAGGAUUAAGUUGCAAACUCUGAACUUUUUACACCCACCCCCACCCCCCCAAAAAAAACAACCAGAAAAACUUUGUAUGGUAGCUUCAUGUUGAAGUGUUUUUUUUUCCUUUUCUUUUUUUUGUUAUUUUAAUUUGGAAACUAUGAAAAUUUAGCUUGUUCUAAUAGGGGCUAUGCUCUGCAAUUCCUUUUAUUCCUUUUAACUUUCAUUAAGUCAAAUCCUUAUCAGAUCAUUGUCUUCUAAAAAGUGAUAUAUUUUCACACUUUAGAGUCCUAUAUUAGUGGUCUGAAGAACAUCACUUUAUAUGAACUGGAUGGUCUGAUAAGGUUUCCUGACUCACUGACUUCAGAGUUAUACUCUGUUUAUUACACCGUAUGCUGGUUUUGCUGACUUUUUUUUUUUUUAAUAUUUAUUUUUUUUAAAAAAGGAAAAGUUGGUAAUUGUGAUAGAAAAUCCCCAGGGUACUACUGGACCUGUGUAGUAUAUUGUUAAACCAGUGUCCUUAUGAUACUGUUGCUCUUGAUGUUCCUGAUACAGGUAAGGAAACAAGUGGUUAACUCCAACACAGAAUAUAUAUGCAGUUCAGUAUUGUCUCUGUUCGAUUUGUUUUUAUUUCCUUUACAAAAUCAAACCAGCAUUCCCCAUUGUGUAAAUAAAUGAUUUUGCUGAAUAAAGUAAAGUCUUAAAUUCA
This is a messenger RNA of Echinops telfairi (small Madagascar hedgehog), 1723 nucleotides long. RefSeq names its product arginine and glutamate rich 1 (gene ARGLU1). The record is from RefSeq and is a predicted model, not a curated record. The coding region runs from base 226 to 1041 and encodes 271 amino acids. NCBI's taxonomy places the organism in Eukaryota, Metazoa, Chordata, Mammalia, Afrosoricida, Tenrecidae. The transcript is spliced from 4 exons. Gene Ontology annotation, molecular function: cadherin binding. Gene Ontology annotation, cellular component: mitochondrion; nucleoplasm.